Molecule: messenger RNA, 5328 nt
Organism: Mesoplodon densirostris (Blainville's beaked whale)
Lineage: Eukaryota; Metazoa; Chordata; Mammalia; Artiodactyla; Ziphiidae
Gene: LCLAT1
Product: lysocardiolipin acyltransferase 1
Exons: 8
Coding region: 339-1532 (397 amino acids)
Cellular component (GO): endomembrane system
Molecular function (GO): acyltransferase activity
Source: RefSeq, a predicted model, not a curated record
GCAGCUGGGGACGCCGCUGCCUCAAGGCGCUCGCAGCCAAUCAGGAUGGAGCUUGCCGGGACGCAUUACAAGGGCGACUGGCCCGAGGCCUCCCGCUUCGGGAUGAAUUAGCGGCGGGUUGUGCACGGAGGUUGUGACCCCCAGGGAUUCUCCAGUUCGCCCACGUGCUCCCCACGGCGUCGCGCGUGGUCCUCUGCUGGUCACAGGCCUUUUCUAAGGAGGAAAGAACCAUGGGCCAAUGGCUGCAUCAGAAGUUGCUCAGAAAAAUGGAAACUCAUUUUCUUACAAAAAUGGGAAUGCCCCCAGAGUCAGAAUGCACACUAAUCUUCAUUUGAAUCAUGGUGUCAUGGAGAGGGAUAUACUUUAUACUCACUCUGUUUUGGGGAAGCUUUUUUGGAAGCAUUUUCAUGCUGGGUCCCUUUUUACCUUUGAUGUUUAUAAACCCAUCUUGGUAUCGCUGGAUCAACAACCGCCUUGUGGCAACCUGGCUCACGCUACCCGUGGCAUUGCUGGAGACCAUGUUUGGUGUAAAAGUGAUUAUAACAGGUGAUGCAUUUGUUCCUGGAGAAAGAAGUGUCAUUAUCAUGAAUCAUCGGACAAGAAUGGACUGGAUGUUCCUGUGGAAUUGUCUGAUGAGAUAUAGCUACCUCAGAUUAGAGAAAAUUUGCCUCAAAGCCACUCUCAAAUGUGUUCCGGGAUUUGGUUGGGCCAUGCAGGCUGCUGCCUAUAUCUUCAUUCAUAGGAAAUGGAAGGAUGAUAAGAGCCAUUUUGAAGACAUGAUUGAUUAUUUUUGUGAUAUCCAUGAACCACUUCAACUCCUCAUAUUCCCAGAAGGGACUGAUCUCACAGAAAAUAGCACGGCUCGAAGUAAUGAAUUUGCUGAAAAGAAUGGACUUCAGAAAUAUGAAUAUGUCUUACAUCCAAGAACUACAGGCUUUACUUUUGUAGUAGACCGUCUAAGAGAAGAUUUGAAAUGGCCUUUAGCAGAAGAUAAAAUAAGAAAAACAUGGCUCCCGGUGUCAAAGCCAGGUAAGAACCUGGAUGCUGUCCAUGACAUCACGGUGGCAUACCCUCACAACAUUCCCCAGACAGAGAGGCACCUCCUCCUCGGUGACUUUCCUAAGGAGAUCCACUUCCACGUCCACCGAUACCCAGUGGACACCCUCCCCACAUCCAAGGAGGACCUCCAGCUCUGGUGCCGCAAGCGGUGGGAAGAGAAAGAGGAGAGGCUGCGCUCCUUCUAUCAAGGGGAGAAGAAUUUUUACUUUACGGGGCAGACUGUCAUUCCACCUUGCAAGUCUGAGCUCAGGGUCCUUGUGAUCAAAUUGCUCUCCAUACUGUACUGGACCCUGUUUGGCCCUGCAAUGUGCCUGCUCAUCUAUCUAUACAGCCUUGUUCGGUGGUAUUUUAUAAUCAUCAUUGUCAUCUUCGUGCUGCAGGAGAGAGUAUUUGGUGGACUGGAGAUCAUUGAACUUGCAUGUUACCGUUUUUUACACAAACAGCCACAUUUAAAUGCAAAGAAAAAGGAGUAAGAUUGUAAGGUUCACAGUGUAAAAACCUAGGGGGUAUUUUGGAAAUGUUCUAAGCUUUUGUAAACCGAGAUGCUUUUUUGCAUGACUAUGUCAAAUAUUUCUUACUAUCGUCAUUAUUGUUAAAGAUAUUUUGCACUUAGUUUUGUGGGAAAAUAUUGCUACACACAUGAUUUUUUUUAAUCUCUGAAUGUAAUUUCAACACUGUGUAGCAGGGAGCAAUCGCUGUGAAAUAACUUGGGCCAGAGUAUUAGUAAACAAUCAUCAGGCUGUUAGCAGACAAGGUACACACAAGAUCUUCUUAAAGGCCCAACCCUGCUUCCUAACAAACCCCCCAGACAGGAGGCAGAUCUGGGGCUCCUGAGCACUGGCUCAGAUCAAGUGCUGGCACUUGACCAUGGAGGUGAGGGCCCUUCCUCCUGGCUCCCUCUCAGCCCUGUCCCCGCACUCCUUUCUAUGCCAAUCAAACCCUUGCAUCCUUCCUCAAGACCAGAAAACAGAAGCCCCUCGUCCUUAAGCUGAACAAACAUUGUAAUAGGAAGCCCUUCGUUACUCGUGAAAUCUUGGCAUCUUGCUCUGCACUGACCUAGACGUCAGAAGACCACCGGUGCCCUUUUCUCACGUGGAAAAUAAGAGCUGGACAAGUCUCAGGGAGCAACCGCAGGCUCUCCACUCAGAAACCUUAGUUUGAAUUUUUAAAGCCAGGAAUUCAUACAGUUUAGCUCUUCACUUCUGUGUAACCUUGCAUGUUUCGUGCUGGUUUCUUUACAGCUUGUUAGCAGGUGUAGCUUUUCUGCAUUAUAAAAAUCAAGUCACUUACCUUUUUAAAGGAAAGCGUAGAAGAACGUUCUCUUAUUGCCAUCAGAAAUGCUCUUUUGAAGUUGUGUCUUGGUUGAAAUAUUUCUUUAAAACCUGCCACAAAAAGGAAGGUUAUUGUAUUUUCUAUGUGUGCAUGGGUAUCUAACUUCUGCCACUAAAUCAACAGCAGCACUUGCAGACAGGGCUGUAAUGGUUUAACUUAAAUUAUUCAAUCCUUGACAAGUUUUAUUCUUAAAACCAAAAUGGUCACACAAAAAUGAAUCCUUUUUUAAUGAUAGUGAGGGAUCUCUCUUUUUUAGUCCCAGGUUUCCUCUUUCAUUAGUAAAACCCACUUUUUACCAAUUGUGUUGUUCACCUAAAUAUUCCUGUUAUUUGGAGUCAAUGGAAAAUUCAGCAGUCAACAGCACCAGUCUCCUUCUGAGGCAAAAAAACAAAUGUGUGGUUAUUGUUUCCACUCUGCUGGAGCCGUGCAGCUACUUUUCUUUUUUUUCUUUUUUUUUUUUUUUUCUGGUCCUAAUGGGAAUGCUGGUCAGUGCAGCAGAAAAUAUGGGGCAAUUAAAAGUCUUUACUGUUGGGGCUUCCCUGGUGGUGCAGUGGUUAAGAGUCCGCCUGCCGAUGCAGGGGACACGGGUUCGUGCCCCCGUCCGGGAGGAUCCCACAUGCCGCGGAGCGGCUGGGCCCGUGAGCCAUGGCCGCUGAGCCUGUGCGUCCAGAGCCUGUGCUCCGCAACGGGAGAGGCCACAAUAGUGAGAGGCCCGCGUACCGCAAAAAAACAAAAACAAAACAUAGGGAGGCACUUAAUUGUGUAAUGAUGAAUGGAAACUGCAGGCAUCAAAAGAAAAAGGGAAAAAAAAAGUCUUAAAAAACCUGUCCGCUUAUUCCUGCCUUGAACCAGCUUCAAACACUGUUUCCAGUUUUGUGUACUCUUGGCGUGAGUGCCUUCUCCUUAAUUACAUCUCCUUUGUGCUGGGCGGUGAUUUCCGCCGGCAGUGGAAACCGGCCUCGCUGUGACAGGCAAGCCCGCUGUGAGCUAGACUUACCCAGCAGACGACUUCUUUCAGAAAGCCACCGCAGCACUCUGCUGGCACACCAUCUUCACUGGAAGAGAACUAACUAGUGCCUCUGCUGAAGAGCCCAACCUGUAUUUAACUCCUCUCCCAAGGCUGUUUCUAAUCCUGCCGGGGCGGGGGCUACUAAUUAGUUAUUAGGCACAUCUGCAGACCCAGCUUCCUUGGUUUCUAAGGUGGUUAUUUUUUUAACCUUUUUUCCCCCCCUUAAUAAAAGAGGUUUCUAAUUUAGGCCUCUCUCAGACUUCUGGUUAUAUUUGGAAAUAAGAAGUAGUUUAACAGUCAGGAUUGCAUUUGUCCUGGGUCAGAGAGAAACGCUGAGUUUUCUGCUCCACAGGUGUUUGUAAUGUAGCCUGGCUGCUCUUCCUCCAACUGCUCAAGGCUCCUUGGUUCAGGGUCUGGCUUUAACGGCGAGUCCUCUUGAACCCUUUGAAACCUGUAAAAGGGGAACUCUUCCUUUUUAAAACAUGUUUUCUUUUGAUCAUAAAAAACAUGUUUAAGAUAAAAUGCAAACUCUUUUUUAGUACCCUGAAUUCAUAAGCACUGAAACUGAGACAUUGUACUUCUAAGAAUUAGAAAUAACUUCAAAAAGAAAAAUGUUGCCUUUUUUGGUCUCUGGUGUGGUUUUUUGUUUGUUUGUUUUGUUUUGUUUGCAAUAAGGCUUCUUUUAAAAUUGUAAUCAUUUGUGUUUUCCUACACAACUUUUUCUUAUUUAAAAAAAUACACUGUCCAUGAUUUGGACUCUAAAAUUGAUAGUGUCAUGUAGAGGUUAAUGCAGUUACAGUACUGUGCUUGGCCUCAGCUGUGACCCCUUCCCACCUCCCAGUCUCUUGCUCUGGACUCAGCAGCCGCCUCUCUGGCAGCAUCUGGACUCUCACCAGUCCAUCCAAAGGAAACUCAGUGGAGUUUGAAAUGUUUACAGUGCUGUAUGUCCAUUUGUUACAUCUUUACCAUUCAGACAAGAUUUAAAUAAAGCAAGUGUGGUUUACAUGGGACAUGAACCAUUACACUUAAAACAGGAAUCUACAAGGAAGGGCACUGAUUAGGUCACAAGUUUUCCCACCAGGCCUCUUUGAUGAAACAAGCCGAAGUAAUUGUAAAAUUCAGUAGAAGAACAUGGUAAAAGACUAAAAGAAAAAUAAAUGUCAGAGCCCAUAAUUUAAAGUUCUUAAUAAAAUCCUUGUUUGUUAGGCUGCUAAAACACAGAUGGGGAGAAAUCCCAGCUUCCACUUGAGUCACUUUGAAAUUAGUUACAUCCAUAGCCCCACGUCAGACGUCGUCCAUCAGCAGCCGAUACUGAACUCGCCAGGAAGGGGAGACGUUCCCACCUCACUCGGACUUGAAGCUCUGGCCUGACCACGCUGCCCUUGUGCACUUUUAUAACAGAGACUAAUGGAGGGAGCCUGUUGGUAUUAAAUUGUUUACAUUUCUUUAUAUAAAUAAUGUGCUUUCAGUGCCUUAGUUACGGGUCCCUUUCUUUCUCUUGUUCCAAGAAUUCUGCAAUGUGUCUCUUAGGUAAAAGUCUCUUUUUGCUGUUCACUGGGAGAAAAAUGGUUUCUAAAACACUGGUCACUGUGGUCAAUACUACUUUGUGAUGACAUCUGGGAAAGAGAGCUUUAUGUGGAGGUUAGCGGUUGCCUCAGGGCUAUAGUUUAUGUUGCAGAAACGCUCUUGUCACAUGAUGAGCUUCAGAUUAGACAUGGCCCUAAAGUUGUCUUGUGCUGACCUUAAAUUCUUAUUUCAGAAGAGAAUCUUGGUUUUGGUAAUUCAUUUUUUAAAAGAUCAUGUGCAAAAACACUACGUUUUAAAAAUAACUCACAGAAUGGCCUUAGUUUUUUAUGUAUGCUGGUAUGUUUGUGAGUUGUGUUCUCUGUAGUAUACAUCCCAGAAUAAAGUGGAGUGAAUUCAAUAGU